This is a messenger RNA of Prunus armeniaca (apricot), 777 nucleotides long. The record is from the annotation of a GenBank genome assembly. NCBI's taxonomy places the organism in Eukaryota, Viridiplantae, Streptophyta, Magnoliopsida, Rosales, Rosaceae.
AUGGUUACCGCUCGAAGCCGUCGGCCUUCCUCUUCCACCGCCCUUGACCACAGCCCUUCUCGCUUCGUGCGUCGUCGAUCUACUGUUGAUCCUUCUUCAGUCUUGGUUCGUGGUUUGCCGCUACCCAACUUCCAGAUUGUUCGUGAAUUUUAUGCUAAUUUUCCCGAUGUCUCCGCUGCCUCUACUGCUCUGUUCGGACUUGCUGUGCAUGAGCGUGGGAUUUCUAUUCCACUCAGUUUCCACUUUAUUUCGGCUGCCCUUGGUCUGGCUCCUAUUCGCUCUGGCAAUUCUUGUGAGCCGGUUCCAUAUUUUCUUCCCUGUCAUCGGCUAGUGAAUCGACUCUAUGUGUCUACACCCGAGCUUGUGAUUGAGCAAUCUGCCAGUGUUGAGUUCUAUAUCCGUGAAAGCCUCAUUGCAAGUGGUGCUGCAAAUGCCACUGUUCCGAUAGCAAGUCUUGUUCUACCUCGGAUUAUCAUAGCUUUGGCUGCUCAUGCUAGUGUCCAUGCACUGUUUACAGAUGAUAUUGGCUAUUCUGACACCAUCAAAGUCAACAAUCAGGUUACUUUACAUCUCAGCGAUGCUCACUGUACUUCUGGUGGGUUCUCCAUCGAGCAACGAGCCCUUUUGGAUUUGCUCUCUACAUCCCAUCAAGUGAUGCAUGCACUUCUUCAUUGCAUCUGGGAUCGUCUUGACACCUAUGAUGAGCUGUUGCUGACAUUGGCUGGGCACAUUCAGCCACCUGAUCCUCCUCAUCUUACUCGGGCUCACAGCCUCUAA